GCCUGGGGCCGGGGUCUCCUCUCCCGGGCUGACCCCCAACUGCGCGUCUGCACCCCACCCGGCGGCCGAGCCCCGCUGGCGCGGCGGUCUCUGCUUGGCGGAAGAACCUCCGGUGGUCACCCAAACCCGCGCCACAGGCUCUUUGAAUCUCGGAUUUCGGGGAGGCCCCCUCCCCCACUUCUCUCUCUGCUUCUUUGCACCCCGAUUUGUACUGCGUUUCGCUCCGGUUUGGCUGCCGUCUAUUUUUGCAUCCCUUUUCCUUUUGCUUCUAGAAGGCGGGGUGAAGCGGCACUCGUACCCCUUCCCCUUUUUAUCCUCCCCUGCUCUGACAACCCCCCCUUUUUAUCGCAGUUGGGGGGGCCUAGGAUCUGUGCAUCCCACGCCGCGUUGCCAGCAACCCGCAGCGCGUGGCCGUGCACCCCGGAAUUCGCAGCAGCUGCAUAGCUGAAGGGGGUCUCCCUCGCUCCGGCUGCCUCUGCUCCCGGAGCAUUCCGGUACGUGGGAGGGGGGCUACAGCGCACCGCACCCCAGCUUCUCCGUAGCCCCCCGCCCCGCGCGGUACUCGUCCCCCGCCGCCAAGAUGGUCAUCCAGAAAGAGAAGAAGAGCUGCGGGCAGGUGGUUGAGGAGUGGAAGGAGUUCGUGUGGAACCCGCGGACGCACCAGUUCAUGGGCCGCACCGGGACCAGCUGGGCCUUUAUCCUCCUCUUCUACUUCGUCUUCUAUGGCUUCCUCACGGCCAUGUUCACCCUCACCAUGUGGGUGAUGCUGCAGACUGUCUCUGACCAUACCCCCAAGUACCAGGACCGACUGGCCACACCAGGCUUGAUGAUUCGCCCCAAGACUGAGAACCUUGAUGUCGUCGUCAAUGUCAGUGACACUGAAAGCUGGGACCAGCAUGUUCAGAAGCUCAACAAGUUCUUGGAGCCUUACAACGACUCCAUCCAAGCCCAAAAGAAUGAUGUCUGCCGCCCUGGGCGCUAUUACGAACAGCCAGAUAACGGAGUCCUCAACUACCCGAAACGUGCCUGCCAGUUCAACCGGACCCAGCUGGGUGACUGCUCUGGCAUCGGGGACCCCACCCACUAUGGUUAUAGCACUGGGCAGCCCUGUGUCUUCAUUAAGAUGAACCGGGUCAUCAACUUCUAUGCAGGAGCAAACCAGAGCAUGAAUGUUACCUGUGCGGGGAAGCGAGAUGAAGAUGCCGAGAAUCUGGGUAGCUUUGUCAUGUUCCCUGCCAAUGGCAACAUCGACCUCAUGUACUUCCCCUACUAUGGCAAGAAGUUCCACGUGAACUACACACAGCCCCUCGUGGCCGUGAAGUUCCUGAACGUGACCCCCAACGUGGAGGUGAACGUGGAAUGCCGAAUCAACGCCGUCAACAUCGCCACAGACGACGAGCGAGACAAGUUUGCGGGCCGAGUGGCCUUCAAACUCCGCAUCAACAAAACCUGAGACCCCCCCUUCCUCCUGUCCCCCCCCCCUUUCCUGUGGAUGCUUCUGGAAUGUCCCUUUUCCUUUACCUCUGAACCCAGCCUGGUUGAUGUCCGUUGUGCUUUCCCCACUUUCACACAUUUUCCACCAUCUUCUCCCAACCCCCCUCAGUCAAAGAUAGAAAGGUGGGAUCCCAAGAUGGUCACAGAGGAGAGGAGCUGUUCUGGUUCUGGUUUAGCUGUGAGUGGGGUGUCCCCACAGCUACCCUCCCAUCCCCUGAGAGAUACAGAAAAUGCCUCCCCAUCUUCACACGCACAUAAACGCAAUCUCAUGUCACCCCUUAGCUUCCAGACAGGAAUGGGGCACUCCACUUUCCCGGUCCUGAUGCAGCCGCUGUCACCUUCCCCUAUGUCCCACACUCCCCUACUAUACACUGUUGCUGUCUUGGUGGCUUUUAAUUUAUCUGGUUCCUCUUGUAGGUCUUUCUCCACCUCCUCUCCAUCCCCAUUCUCUUUUCAGGACAGUUGGCUCCGUAGUCUUUUCCCUGUUUCCUGGUACAUUCCACUUAUCAUCCUAAGGUGACGGUGUGAGCUGGGAGUGAGGGUUUGGAAGUCUAUAUUGGUC
Messenger RNA from Myotis lucifugus (little brown bat), 2056 nucleotides. It is a transcript of the gene ATP1B2, whose product is annotated as ATPase Na+/K+ transporting subunit beta 2. Lineage: Eukaryota; Metazoa; Chordata; Mammalia; Chiroptera; Vespertilionidae. The coding region runs from base 581 to 1453 and encodes 290 amino acids. Gene Ontology annotation, biological process: intracellular sodium ion homeostasis; potassium ion import across plasma membrane; intracellular potassium ion homeostasis. The transcript has 7 exons. Gene Ontology annotation, molecular function: ATPase activator activity. The record is from RefSeq and is a predicted model, not a curated record. Gene Ontology annotation, cellular component: sodium:potassium-exchanging ATPase complex.